AAUUUUAGACAUUAUAUUCUAAGGUACGUAAUUAAAAAUAAUUUGGCAUACUUAAUUCAUCCUAUUUCUUUCUGUAUUAUGCAUGUAAAAUAACUUGAAUCUGCUCUCCCCUGAGGUAAUAUACACAAAGCAGAAUUAAGGCUCUCUGGACACUGUUGCUAUCUGAUUUAUUUGACUUUAUUUUGAUUUAUUUCUAAUAGUUGGAUUAAAUUAAUGGCACAAUAACUGCAAUAUUUCCGACAGCACCUGAAGGCAGCAUAAUGUUACAACUACAUUCGAGAGCGAAACCUGUGGUAGGCGGGGUGAGGGGGACGGGACGUUGAACGACCAGACAGGGAUACGAUUCGAUACAGUGGUGAGUACUAGCAAGGAUGACGAUGCCGCACGUAGGGGCAGUAUUUGGAGCAAUAGCUGGAGUGAUGGCCAUCAUGUUGCACUCCUCUAUUCACAAGAUAGAAGAAGGACACCUUGCUGUGUACUACAGGGGUGGAGCAUUGCUGACUUCUCCCAACGGACCUGGAUAUCACAUUAUGCUGCCUUUCAUUACCACCUACAGAUCAGUGCAGACUACUCUCCAAACGGAUGAGAUUAAGAAUGUGCCUUGUGGAACGAGUGGUGGUGUGAUGAUCUAUUUCGACAGAAUAGAAGUUGUUAACAUGCUCGUGCCUUUAGCAGUGGUGGAAAUUGUGAGGAACUACACGGCAGAUUAUGACAAAACUCUCAUUUUCAACAAGAUUCACCAUGAACUCAACCAGUUCUGCAGUGUACACACAUUACAGGAGGUCUACAUUGAGUUGUUUGACAUAAUAGAUGAGAACCUGAAGACUGCUUUGCAGAAAGAGCUUACUGUUAUGGCUCCUGGACUCACAAUACAGGCAGUUCGUGUUACCAAGCCAAAGAUCCCUGAAUCUAUCAGAAGGAACUUUGAACUCAUGGAAGCAGAGAAGACUCGUUUGUUGAUCACAGCACAGACUCAGAGGGUGGUGGAAAAGGAAGCCGAGACUGAGAGGAAGAGGGCCAUUAUUGAGGCUCAGAAAGUGGCUCUGGUAGCAGAGAUCCAGUUCCAACAGAAGGUGAUGGAGAAAGAGACGGAGAGGAGGAUCUCUGAAAUUGAGGAUUCUGCCUUCUUGGCGAGGGAGAAGGCUAGGGCUGAUUCAGAAUUUUACUCUGCUGAUAAGUUUGCUGAAGCAAACAAGGUGAAGUUAACCCCAGAGUACUUGGAGCUGAUGAAAUUCCAGGCCAUAGCAGGUAACAGUAAGAUCUACUUUGGCCAGGACAUCCCCAACAUGUUUGUAGAGGGAACCAACAGCCACCUGAAGUCUGCACGCUCCCCACACAAUCAGCCAGACUUGCUUAAAGCGAAGGCAGAGGGACAGUGAGUCCACAGCUCUGCCUCUGCACAGGACAGUAGAACCUGAUGAAGAAUUGUCUUGUCUGUGAGGUGGUGAGCAAUGAACUGAAGAUGAUAGGUGGGAUAGCUUUGCAGCUAGUUUGGUGAAUAAUGCACUAAAUGUCAAAGAAGGAACGUUUGAGGACAAGCAGAAGUGAGAGCUAGAAAAAGGCAAGAUAAAAGGGAACGCUUUUUUAUUUUUUACCUUCCACUCUUUGGUGGAAGGCAAGUUUUAGGAAUGAGAAUGAUGCCAUAGUUAAAAAUCAACAGCAUACUUAAUGCUUAUGCCUGGGAAUUUACAUGUGCUUGCAAUCAGUGCAGUGCUUAACUUUGCUGUUGGAUCUGCAUCCAUGUUGUAUGCAAGAGGAGUGAUUUGUGAUGACAUUUUUUUUUGAGAAUUAACUUCUGGUUGAGCAGAACUGGAAUCUAACAGGUGACACUAAUUAUUGAAAAGCGGUAUGUAGAUGGGCUAAGUGUAACGUGGGUAGGUCAUCGCUGUGCCAUCUUCUCUUACACUAGAGCACUGGUCGGCUCUUCUCUCUCAACAUGAGUCAGUGUGAGGAAGGUUUAAUCACACCUCAUAUCCAAUGCUGCUUGUGGAUGAACUUAAAGUAGUAGUGAGCAUUGUACAUUAGUCGUGUACAACAUUUCCAGUUGGCUGAAAUCAUACCAACAUAAAAAGUGAGCUGUGAAAGAUUUUCUUUUUAUAAACCAUAGGAAAAAUUUGGCUUGACUUUGUUAAGUUUUCACCUGAGUUUGCAUAAAGUUAGUUACUAUCCUUUUAGAUACUCAAGUUUUUGAAGGUGGAGGUCUGUCAUCGUGUAUUCAGAGUUGAUAUAGUUAUUAUAUAGUGGUGUCAGAUUGGUAGUAAUGUAGUUUAUUUUCUGUUAGCUUGGUGGUAGUUUGCCGUUACUAGUUGUGGUUGAGGGCAGCCUCCUCAGAAAUACUUGAGAUGCUUUACUAAAAGCCGCUGUGGCAUUUACUGUGAGAGAAAAUAAUCGAGUGCUGCCAAUAGGGAAUCAGAAUUUGUCCUCUGAACGCUAAUUUAAGUUGAUUUAAUAAUUAAAAGUUAAUUAUUAUGGGAACCUAAAGCAGUUGAGUUAUAGUGCCACAGGAGGAAGUCGUGAUUUGUAUUUCAAGACGUCAGCGCAUCUUUCUUUCCUCCAUCUGGUUUUGAUUAUUAGAGGCGUCCAUGCAUGUGGAAAUGUGUAGUGGCUUGAUUCCGAUGAUUAGUAGCGCCUGCAAUUGUCUGCCAACUCUGUUAUGCAGCUUGUUCAGAUGUGGGGAAAUGUAAGUACUCAGGAAAUUGACUUUUUGGCUCAAUGUUGGACAAUGCUAAAAAAAAUAGGAAAAUGUGCAGGAAGUUCAAAUCUGUCAAUUGCAUCUGGCGACACAAGUUGGAACAGUAAAACAAGACAAUAACUAUUUGAUUUGAGGACAAACAAAGCGGAUUUCAUUUCAAUGGAAUCAAACUUUGUGUAUUCUGCAAAAAUUGAAGGUGACAUUUUUAGUGCACCGUUAUUGUUUUAUUGCACCAUCUAUCUGCAGUGGUUAUGAAUACAAUCUUUGACAGUAAAUAUUUUGAGCAUGUUGGUGUGUCAAAGUACAAAAAAUAUAAACCACGUCAAGUUUGCAUUUUUCUGUAAUUCAAGAAUUGAUGAACUGCAACGUUUUUCAUUCUUUGCUAAACAAGAUAAUGUUAAUGGCAACGUGCAGCUCUGAUUACAGUAUGAACGUACUCUUGAAGAAGAAUUUGUUGAACCUCGGAUCAGUUUUGUGUGACGAUGAGUUCCAGGACAACAAGAAGCUUUGCAUUAUUAAAAGAUGAGAAGUUUGGACUUAAAUACGAUGCAAGUUGGUGCUAGUUUUUAUUGUGUGUUUAAGCUUUUGGAUUUUGUUCAGCUCUACUACAUAAUACUUCCACUAUUCAGAAUGCAAGCCUUAAAUAUUAAUGAGUUACCCCAUACUUAGAGAUUCUUACAAACUGAAAAGCUCCAUUUAAACUUAACUGUGAGACUUUUUAAGAUGUACGUAACAAACUGCAGCCUCACCAUAGACUCUAGCUGAGAAAGACAGAACUAACGGUAGACACUACUAGUGUUCGGAAGAUGUUGUGAUGUUUACUUGACCUAUGAAAGGCCGCACUCAGCAUUUGCUUUGGUGGUGGGUUCAAAUAAAGAUGCAACAGAGGCGAAUUAAUCACUCAUGAAAAUGAUUUUCUUUGUUUUUGUCUAUUUUGUACAAUCUGUGAAAUUCAAACAUUGUCUCCUUGUUUUAAAAGGUUUAUAUGCAAAAAAUGUUUUCAAGUUUUGACAAUGUUCUUAUGUAAAAUAAAACCUAUUUUGGUACCUCUCUUCUCCAA
Messenger RNA from Cottoperca gobio, 3752 nucleotides. It is a transcript of the gene erlin1, whose product is annotated as ER lipid raft associated 1. Gene Ontology annotation, cellular component: endoplasmic reticulum; endoplasmic reticulum membrane. NCBI's taxonomy places the organism in Eukaryota, Metazoa, Chordata, Actinopteri, Perciformes, Bovichtidae. The coding region runs from base 372 to 1379 and encodes 335 amino acids. Gene Ontology annotation, biological process: SREBP signaling pathway. Gene Ontology annotation, molecular function: cholesterol binding; ubiquitin protein ligase binding. The transcript has 12 exons. The record is from RefSeq and is a predicted model, not a curated record.